Galleria mellonella (greater wax moth) is the source of this 3374-nucleotide messenger RNA. RefSeq lists its product as uncharacterized. The record is from RefSeq and is a predicted model, not a curated record. Gene Ontology annotation, molecular function: DNA binding; protein dimerization activity. The transcript has 2 exons. Bases 973 to 2844 code for a protein of 623 amino acids. Lineage: Eukaryota; Metazoa; Arthropoda; Insecta; Lepidoptera; Pyralidae.
UUUCUACAAUUUUAAAUUAAAUUUAUUAGAAUAAAUGCUUCGAACACACGCGAUCUAAGUACCUUUUGUGUUUAUUAUACCUUACCUACCUAGGUAUAAAAAGAGUACUUACGUAGAUUUUCUUUUAUUAACUGUUUUAUACGAAGAUCUUGAUCUCUCAAAUUAGCAUCCAUUUUACUUCCAGUGAUUAUCAACUAAAUUAAUAAUCCACAAAGUAUUAAAUAACGUUUUUAUGAAAUAUUUAGCACAAAAACAAUACCCUUUAAAUAUCGAUCGUCAGUAACUGUGGCUGACUUACCUAUAUUCUAGCAAGCAGGACUGCCAGAUGUGAAGGGGAAAUCCCCAAUAAAUUGUUGCAUGUGACUGAUGAUGUGAGCAUGUUCGUUUCAUAAUAAAAAUGUUGCCAGGUAACCAAAAAGUCGUAUGUUUUUGUGCGAAUUACGAUCAUAAUCUUUACGAUCGUACAUUAAAAAAUAGACAAAUAAUAGUAUGAGUACGAUUUAAAUCGUAUAUCUGUCAACCCUGCUAGCAAGACAGCGACAAAAUCACGUUGCAUAACAAUGUAGCCCAAGCUUAUAUCUUAUGAAAUAUACGGAAGAGAUACGGACUUAGAAAAAACAGAAAUGUUGUUCUUUGUGGAAGUCAUUGAUGAAAUUCUAUGUAUUUUAGCCCGCAAACUUUCUUCAAACAAAAACAGCGCCAUCUAGUAUCGAGUUCUGUAAUUAUCUCUUUGUUUAUGGAUUUGAAGUAAGACCGCCACGCAUGCAAUACAUUAUGACUGGGGAUUCCCCUAUUCGUCGACGCUGAAUAUGAGGCGACGACAAUCACUGUCAAACGUGUUCACUAUUACUCUGACUCUGGUAACGUGACUUCCUGGUAACGUGUUAGGUAGGAAAAGCAGUAAAAAAGUGCAUAUUAAGGGAGCAGAUUUGAAAUAAUAUUUAUACUUAACAAGAAAUAAUUAAAGGUUCAAUGGGGAGACCUAAAGAUUUACGCAUAUGGGAGCACUACCGUACUUUACCAAACAAGUCUGUUUCUUGCAAGCUUUGUAAUAAGGUCUACAAAUUCAGUAAUGCUGCCAAAAUGCUUCAACAUCUUAUCACUUGUCCAAAAUCUCCAGAAACAUUAAAAGACUCUAUGAAACUUAUAAAAGAUAGCUCGUCCAAAACCAAAAUGUCUGGACUGUCAGAGAUAGAGACAAAUGAUUCUUUUAUAAGCCCCUCGUCGUCUGCUAACACUACAAUAAAUGCUGAGUUUCAAGACACCGAUGAUCAUAUAAAAACAGAAUUAGCGAGAGCUAUAUUUGUAACAGGGACGCCAUUAUCGAUGGUGCAACAUCCUUUAUGGAUACAAUUUUUCGAAAAAUUGCAACCAAAAUUUAAAAUACCUUCACGUAAAGCUUUAGCGACAAAAUACUUAGAUAAAAUAUAUAGAGAAAUGCGUUUUGAGUUAAAUGAGGAACUAAAUGCUUGUAGUUACUUACACCUUCAGUGCGAUGGCUGGUCUAAUUUAAGAAAUGAAGGAAUAAUAAACUUUCUUAUAUCAAAACCUCAACCUGCAUACGUUAAAAGUUUGAAUACAGAAAGUAAUCCUCACACUAGUGAAUACCUUAGCCAAGAAGUUGAAAAAGUAAUGAAAGUGUAUGGAGCAAAUAAGUUUCUUGUACUUAUUGGCGAUAACGCUAGAAAUAUACAAAAGGCAUUCGAAUUAACAAAACUCAAAUAUCCACAUGUUGUUCCUCUCGGUUGCUGUGCACAUAUCCUUAACUUGUUGUGCCAAGAUAUUGUAAAGAUACAAGAAGUAACUGUGUUUAUUAUGCAAGCCAUUAAUAUAAAAAAAACUGUUAAAAGGAGUCAACGAUUAAGUUCCUUGUUGAUAAAAUCAAGGCAGGGUGAAGAUUCUACACAAACACUAAAAUUGCCUUGUGCUACAAGAUGGGGAAGUCAUGUUACUUCGUUAAAAAGUUUGAAAGCAAAUAAGAUAGCUUUGCAAAUAUUAACAGUUAGAGAAGAUGUGGUAAUUUCAAGAGAUAUUAAAGAUUUAAUUCUAAGUGAUGAUUUCUGGACGAAGACAGGGGAAUGUAUAAGUAUUUUGGAACCAGUCACUGAAAGCAUAUUUUACUUAGAGAGCGACCAGAAUCGUUUGCAUCGCACAUACAUUACAUUUAGAGAUGUACAAGCUAAGAUACGUUUUGCAUUAAAUGAGAUUUCGACAUUGAGCGAAGAAAGCAAACAGCAGAUUCUAACAUCAGUAUCUUCAAGAUGUAAUAUGGCAAUGAGGCCAAUACAUUUUGCAGCAUAUAUUCUAGACCCCAGGACUCUAGGAGUCGAACUUACUCAAGAGGAAGAACUUAAGGGUAUGGAGUUUAUCUACAAUUUAAGCCAACACUUAAGUUUGUCAAAUGUAAUGGCAGAUUUGGCGUGUUAUAAAGCUAAAGAAAACUUUUGGGCCAGAGGAUUUGUAUGGAGCUCAUUAGAUAGCAUUGAGCCCCUAAUAUGGUGGAAAGGUAUUUGUGGUUCCACUGAGUUAAGCAAAGUAGCGAUUCGUAUUCUAUCAGCUCCCUGUACUUCGGCAGCCACUGAGCGUUCCUUUAGUAUCCAAGGCUACAUACAUAAUAACAAAAGAAAUCGACUUACAACUGAAAGAACUGAAAAAAUUUCAUUCAUUUGUUAUAACUGGAAUCUUAAACAUAAAGCUGAAUGCGAGGACAUUCAGUUUAAUGAAGAAAAUACCUUAGAAGCUUUCAUUGAGCAAGUAAAUGAACAUAACAGUUUAGACGAAAUAGAGCCUAUCGAACCUAUACAAUUCAUCGCUUGUAAUAACUCUGAAUCUGACAGUGAUUGACUGUAGUUUUACAUUUUACUUUCAUCUCUUUCUUAAUAAACUCAAAAUCAAAUUAAAAGUUUUUUAUUCUGUAGGCUGCAUAAUAAUAUUGUCUAUGUCCAGUACAGUGGACGUCUUGCGGCUGAGAUGACGAUGAUGAAGUACAAAAUAAUAAACACCCAAAAAUUUGGGUGUUUAUGGGGUUUAAACCCAAUAAACCCAAAACACCCGGUUUUUACCCACCAGACUUUAAACCCACCCAGGUGGAUUGCCCAUCUCUAGCCGGCCCUCGUCUUUUUUUUUUUCUAUUCUUUCUCUAAUAACGUCAUAGAUUAUGUCACCGAAGGGUAGAUAUUUCAAUAAUCAGAUUUAGCCUAUUAUUCGAACUGAACUUUUCUUUAAAUUCAAUUUAAUUAUAUGUUAACGUAUUUUGGUAUUUUAUAUUAAAUUGAUUAUCGAAUUUAUAAAACUUUAAAGGCUCUCAUAAACCUUAUUAAACUGUGUUGUAUGUAUCUUUUUUACACCUGAUGAUAAAAAGGUAAACUAUAAUU